Trichosurus vulpecula (common brushtail) is the source of this 798-nucleotide messenger RNA. RefSeq names its product glycosylphosphatidylinositol anchored molecule like (gene GML). NCBI's taxonomy places the organism in Eukaryota, Metazoa, Chordata, Mammalia, Diprotodontia, Phalangeridae. The coding region runs from base 160 to 645 and encodes 161 amino acids. Gene Ontology annotation, biological process: binding of sperm to zona pellucida. The record is from RefSeq and is a predicted model, not a curated record. The transcript is spliced from 5 exons. Gene Ontology annotation, cellular component: acrosomal vesicle.
GGAGCAGAGACAGAAAGCCUGCUGAGACUGGACUUGGCAGGAUCUUUCUAGAAGCCGUGCGGAGGGAGAGGAGGACAGGAAGAGGGAGCUGGGGAGAAUUUGGCUAGCCAGACCCCUCCCCCCGCCCAGGGCAGGUGCGACGCUGCACUGCUGGAAGAAAUGAAGUUGGUCCUCGGGCUCCUGCUGUGCCUGGCAUGGCCCAUGCUCCAUGCAAACAACACCCUGACCGGCAAACAAAUAUUUCUGAUGUGUCACGUGUGUGAGGAGAUCAAUAACUUUGCCUGCAAGAAUCCAGAGAGGUGCAAUGCAGGAGAUGCAUUCUGCAUCACCGUGGGUACUAGACUGACCAAUCGCCACAUGAUUAUUUCCAAACAGUGCCAUAAGGUCUGCCCAUUUUUGGAUUACUACUACCAAAAAUUCUCACGUGAGGAAGAAAGUCCACGUGCUUUUGUUUAUGCCCGUUGUUGUGCUGAGAAUUUAUGCAAUGCUGGCACCCCCUCCACCUCAGAGGGUGAUGGAGACCUCUAUAGCCAAUAUAGUGCGCAAGGCACUGCCAGCCAGAGGGCCAGCAACACGGGGCUAGUGAUGUUUCUAAGCUUCCUGACUGCCCUACUCCAGGCUAGGAAGACUCUCUGCCUCCUGUGACAUUGGACUGUAUUUUCCGGAAGCCCAUGCAGUUGAUUGGCUCUUGGACACUUCCUCUGCCUGGAGAAAUCUGUCUUUAAGAAGCUUCUACCAAAAGAAUAAAAUAAAAUGUAAUAAAUAUACUGCUUAAGGGAUUAAAAAAACAUUAUCACU